AUGCAAUACCACCUAUCUCACGUCGCCUUCUUGCAACGAAGUCGGCGCUUGCUAUCCGCGCGAAAGGAUCAAGCGGAAGCACUCCAGCUAGACCAAACGAUCGCUGCAUUACGAAGCACUAUUGAUGGCCUCAACUCUCUUCGAUCAAGCCACGACGCCGUUGCCAAUGGGGCGAAGGAGCUCGCAGCCCUGAUCGCUACCAGUGUCGAUCUCCUCAAGGGGCUUCAGGACGCCGAUAAGUCUCAGGCGUUUGCCAAGAUCCUUGUUCGCGUCCUCCAGACCAUCCUCGACAACCACAGUUUCGACUGGGGAAACAUGGACGGCCAAAAGCUACUGAAAGUCUCUACAGAACACUCUACGGGACCCUCUGUCUGA
This is a messenger RNA of Phanerochaete carnosa HHB-10118-sp, 375 nucleotides long. RefSeq lists its product as uncharacterized. Lineage: Eukaryota; Fungi; Basidiomycota; Agaricomycetes; Polyporales; Phanerochaetaceae. The transcript has a single exon. The coding region runs from base 1 to 375 and encodes 124 amino acids. The record is from RefSeq and is a predicted model, not a curated record.